Numida meleagris (helmeted guineafowl) is the source of this 3002-nucleotide messenger RNA. It is a transcript of the gene R3HDML, whose product is annotated as R3H domain containing like. The transcript has 5 exons. The record is from RefSeq and is a predicted model, not a curated record. Lineage: Eukaryota; Metazoa; Chordata; Aves; Galliformes; Numididae. The coding region runs from base 1800 to 2564 and encodes 254 amino acids.
CUGUGAACCCAGUGAUUUAUCUCUUUUCUUUCCCUCGGUGCACAUUAAAAUGAGUUUGCCGGCGCUGCUGCUGCCUCCAGCUGAAUGCGUGUGCUUCUUGGCUCCCCGCACACUGCUCUCUGCAGAUGCCGUGUGCUUUGGCAGCCAGGCCAGUCUGGGCUGCAGGAUAUUACGCCUGGCAGGGACACAAACCCCUCCAGUUCCUGGAAUUCGGAUUGUCUCGCAGAGUGCUGAUUAAGCAGCACUUUCUCUCUGCACCCAGGGCAAACCCCCCGUUGUCCCCAAGCAGGGCUGCUAGCGGCUCUGCUCCUGCACGGCAGCAGGAGUGCAGCAGGUCCACCUCCCCAGGCCAUCAAAUCAAUGCACAUCAAAUCAGAGAAACAAGAGCUGUUUCCUCAAAUGCACAGCUUUGCAGCCCAUGGCACUGGAUGAGCAUUCACUAUGCAAGGCUCUGUCUUCUGUGAAGUAAUAAAUCACUGAGAAAGCCUCUGCGUGAAGCAGCUGUGAUGCCCUUCCUAGGCUGGCUGCCAUGUCAGAUGUGGAGGCUGGCUCCACAGGAUGCAGGUUGGAACACACCUCCAGCACAUAUCUCCCACUACCCUCAAGAGCUGCUCUACAGGAGAGCGAAUUCCACAAAAGCUUGAGCACGGGCAAAAAUGUGCACAGGGGAAUAUUCCAGUAGAGCCCUAGAGCAGGGAGAGGCUGCACUGGUACGCACACCUCUGCUAUUCCCACUCCACGUGUGGGUGUGGUGCUCCUCGAGCUCCCAUGUCCCUUGGGUUGCAGUGUGGUUUGCUGGGGAUGCUCAGCCUGUGCCAGGCUUCUUGGCUUGCUGCUCUACCACUGUGAUUCUCGGCAGGUGUGCACCUGUGUUGGGAAGGCUUAGAGCAUCCCCCGUUGCAGGGAUCCAGUGUUGCUGUGAACAAGCACAGCAGCCACCGAACUAUGGUCCCAGAUGCAUCUUUUUCUCAUCCUUUUCUUCUGCCUGAGCUGCAUCUUCCCCCGGCACACAGUGGUCUCAGUGCUGGCAGGGACUGCAGCAGCCCCAGGGUCGCUCCCAUAUAGCAGUGGGGUGAGGAGUCACAUUGGCAACCAGCAAUCACUCCGCCAGCCUUUGGGAGCAAUGCUAGGGAUGCUAUGGGAAAACACACCUGCUGCUGCAGGAUGGGCUGUGCAGGACAGCGGCCAGCGGGGACACGUGCGCCCCAGUGACAGGGUCACCAGCAUCUCACCCCAGGAAGGCACACAUCUGUCACCAGCGUGCACAACACCAGGGUCCCCCUGGUCCCCCCCUCUGCUGGGGAAAAACCCCUCUGUGCCUGAAGGGUUUCCUGUCCACAGCUCCCCAUCCACACCCAAUGGGGGAUAUGAGCAGGGGGACACAUCCCAGGGAACAUUUCCUUGUAGAUAUCUUAUUUUAAAAAGAGCAACAAACAACAACCACCACUGAAGCAAGCAGCUUUCCUGCCUGCCUGUGCACCAAGCAUUGCUCUGCUGGCUUCUCUCUCCAGCAGCGCGUGGGGCUCAGCAGCGGCUGCGUGUGCAAGAGGCGUGCACCGAGAGCCGGCUAUAAACCGCCCGGCAGAGCUCUCCCCAAACCUCAGCACAUUCCCGGGGGGACGAGUUAGGAUGCAGCUUCUGCGUCACGCUGCCACGGGCUGCCCGCCUCGGCGGGGUUAAAUCUCUCGCACACGUGUCCGGCGCAGGUUGUUUGCAAAGAUUGGUGCCGGGCUCGGCUGCGCUCGGCUCCGUGCUCCAGCACCGCACUCCGGGAGCAGGGACAGGAGAUCCACGCUGCAAUGCCGCUGCUGCACUUGCACCUCUGCUUCACCAGCGUGCUCUGCUGGCUGGCCCACGAGUCCAGCUCCUUGGUGCUGCCCAAUGCCACCGAGCUCCUGUCCCCUCCUAGCAGCACAAGGAUGGGUCCAGCUCCAGGUGCAGGGAUGCCGCGGAGCCGCCGCCGCCGGUACCUGUCCCCCCGCGACAUGAGUGCCAUCCUGGACUACCACAACCAGGUGCGGGCGCAGGUGUCCCCCCCCGCUGCCAACAUGGAGUACAUGGUGUGGGAUGAGCGGCUGGCCAGGGCGGCGGAGGCAUGGGCUGCACGGUGCGUGUGGGACCACGGCCCCCCCCAGCUGAUGAAGUAUGUGGGGCAGAACCUCUCCAUCCACUCGGGCAGGUACCGCUCCGUGGUGGACAUGGUGAGGUCGUGGCACCACGAGCAGCAGCACUACUCCUUCCCGCACCCCCGCGAGUGCAACCCCCGCUGUCCCUCCAAGUGCAGCGGCUCUGUCUGCAGCCACUACACCCAGGGGCAAUUGGAUCGGGGAAGCGCCGUACAAGAUAGGGAGGCCGUGCUCAGCCUGCCCGCCCACCUACGGAGGAGUCUGCUCCAACAACAUGUGCUUCACAGGACUCAAAUCCAACCAAGUGAGCUGGUUUUAGGGCAGCGGCAGCGCUCCACGUCCCCUCACUACACCCCAUGGGGACGGGGGCAGCAGGAUUAUUUAUGGCACCACGACGCUUUUGUCCCCCGGCCCUCCCCGUGCUGCUUUAGGCUUUAGGCAGGACGCAGAGCCUGCUUUGGCCCCAGUGCUGCCACUCUGGGGGCUCUUUUUGGACACCCCCUGGGACCGCUACCAUCUCCAGUUGCUUCACACCUGGGGAGCACUGGGGGUGCUGGGGGCACAUGGGGCUGGUGGGGCCCUGCUGCGCAGGGCUGAGUGGGAGCUGUGCAGUGACCAAACUGUCCCUUUGGGACGAGCGACUGGAACUCAGUGUGCCACCUCUGCAUGUGCCCCCCCCAGAUGUGCCCCCCCACCCAAUAAAGCACUCUGGAGACCCAAGUGCUCAUGUCUGUCCUUCCUUGCUAAGCCCUUGUAACGUGGAGCCACGUGCUGUGUUCUGGGGUAACCCCAAAUAGCAGAAGGGUGCAGGAGCCCUCAGCAGGGCUGUGAGCGUGCGAGAUGCUGAGCGCUUUGCUCCAUCGUGUGGGAGAAGCC